Messenger RNA from Topomyia yanbarensis, 4262 nucleotides. RefSeq lists its product as uncharacterized. The coding region runs from base 888 to 3446 and encodes 852 amino acids. The transcript has 3 exons. The record is from RefSeq and is a predicted model, not a curated record. Lineage: Eukaryota; Metazoa; Arthropoda; Insecta; Diptera; Culicidae.
AUUGGAGCUUUACCACCCCACAAACACACCCAAUUCCGACUAUCUGAAGAAAACCAUCCGAGACCCAACAGAAGCUACCGCAACUGAGGUGAAACCGUGACAGCGAGGUCUGUCCUUCUGACAGGCUUAGAGUAGCAUUCUGCGGCGGACCCACCAAUCAACCGACCAAAAACCAAUCGAACGCUUAACAGCACCCAAUAGUAGCUAGUGUAUACAGCAUAUAGAAGUCCACCCGAAGACAAACAGAGGCAGCAAUCGAGUUCAAGGCUUACCUGGCCGCACUUUUGCAGUGUGAGGUACCUCUACCUGACGAGCAUACAGGCAGGCAACAGUUAGUGGUGCGUGAAUGCAGUGCCAGCCAGUGCAAGGGCUGCUGAAGAAUCACUAAAACAGCAACAACUAGAAGCAAGUGCCCGUGUUGAUUGAUAUGCAUCGCCAUUACUAGUGCUACGCGUAAUUAAAUCUAGAUCUGUUGAUUUAUUUUUUCGCGAAACGCCCCGCAGUAUUUGAGUGUGCGUAUGUGUGAGCAUGUGUUGUGUAUCUUAAGCAAACAGCAUGAUAGCUCAAGUUACGUAAAAAUCAGCGAGAAGAAACAAGUUGCAAGCGGCUAAUUUCCGUUAGAUAAUUUUCCGUUCCAAAAGUGGUCGAGGAAACUGGGCAGAAUGUGAGAGUUUGUAGUCAUGGUCGAAUCGUACUGCACCUUUGCUUGCAACAUUUUAUACCAGUGAGGCACCGUGUCGAAUCAGUGUGUGUAAUUUUAUUAGUGCAUGUAGGCAAGAACCAUGCAAAUCCGCUGGCAGAUAACCAGUUAGCUAGCAUCACAGCAAUCCAAUCGGGAGGUAAUUUCCGUUUCGAAAUCGGAAACUUGUGAAAAGUUGAAACAUAACAUGGCUUCCAGUGACGAAGUAACGUCGAAUGGAACAACAAACCGGGAACAACCGGACGUCAGUGAAGGUGGCAAGGAUGAGGUUGAUUUUGCCCUCAAAGUCGCAGUUUCACCGGUGGACACGGCAGCAGCAUGUGUGGCCUGUAGCAAGAACCAAAAAACAAGUGGCGCAUUGAUGAAUAACAAUUGCUCACAUGGGAAAACACUGGAUAAGUUUAACAUUUUCCACCUCAGAAGGCGACCGAAAAGUGAUCCCGGAACGGGAACCAUUGCUAAACAUGCCCAACAGCAUGCGGUCGCCGUCGCGGCUGCAGCUGCCGCUGACUGCACCAAAAAGCGAAGACACAGUUUCGUGAAGAGUGCAUCGAUCGCACGGAUCUUCGGAAAUAACUACAAUACCAAAAAGGGCGAACAGGACAGUGGCGCUUUGCUGAAACUGCAGCAGUUCAAGCGGAGUUUCCUCAGCAGUGAACGAUUCCACCAGAAAAAGGAUUCGAUGGUCACGGCAGCGGAAAGUGAUUCGAACGAUCUGCAGCCGAAAAUCGGCGACGGUUGUUAUGUGAACGAUAGUGAGAGUGGGCCCAAGGCUAUCCGAUCGAUCACCCGAGGCUUGGGGCGGCUGCUGAGGAGGAACUCGCACAGCAUCGACAUUAGCCGGCCGGACCCUGAGUUCAAGGUGUCCUACCUGGGGAACGUGCUAACCGGAUGGGCGAAAGGCGAAGGCUGCGUGGAGAAACCGUUGGCCACGCUGUGGCGAAACUACACCCAAAACAGUAAACCGGACGUAAUGAUGAAGCUGUGUCUGUGUCCUUCGGGGCUGAAAGCUACCACCAGGCAGCACGGUCUCACCGAGUACUGGUCCCACCGGAUAACCUACUGCUGUGCGCCAAAGAACUACCCACGAGUCUUCUGCUGGAUCUAUCGGCACGAGGGUCGAAAGCUGAAGCACGAGUUCCGCUGCCAUGCGGUCAUCUGUUCCAAAGAGUCGGUCGCGCAGGAGAUUAGCACCGUGCUGAAGGAAAACCUAACCAAAGCCCUGCAGGAGUUCAAACGGGACAAACUGAAUCGGCAGAAUGCACGGCUCAGUUUGGCUAACAGUGUGUACGACAAUCCGAGUAUGCCUCGGCGCAAGAUCAUGCUGAGUGUCGGUGCCAACAACUAUCGGCCCCCACUGGAGCGGUCCAAAUCGGCUCCGAAAUUAAUGGCAAUCGAGGAAAUGAUCGGUGAAGAAGAUGAGGACGACAUGCCACUUGGGGGUACUUCGAGCAAAGCUUCCAAAGGUCCUGGAGCUGUGGGUGAAGAAUUCAGAGCGUGCUGUAAAGAGGAUGCACUGUUUCCAUCUACGACUCUGGGUAGGCGAAGGUGCCGUCGGGGACACUCGAUCCGGAGGAGCCGGUUGAGAAAUUCGUUCAAGUCGCCCAAAGCCGUCGAAGCCAAAGUACCGUUGAAUAAUGAAAAUAUAGUACAGGAUAGCCCAAUGAACAAGUCGAUGGAUUCGAUAUUGGAUACAAUUAAACAGGAGGAAGACGAGGAACAAGUGACUGAAGCUGGGGAAGCAACUACGGAUAGUCAAGGUACAAGAAGUAAGAUACGUGAUUCGAAUUCUUCAGAGGAAGAUUUCGAGACACUGCUACGUAACUACAAUUAUAAUUCCAAAGAACCUUUGUCGUCGGAGCUUAUAUCUUAUUUUGAUAUGAAACUAAGCCCAAAGGUAGCCUCCAGCAUGCAUGACCUGAGUUGUCUUCAGCUGAAAGAAGAAGCUGAAACGGGAAGAAGAUUAGAUGAUGCUAGACUAGCCCUAAGUUUGGACGACCUUGACACUUACCACCAGGAGGAUCCUGAACAUGAAGAAUCGGAAGACGAUGUGUUCUUCAAUCAGAACGAAGUACUCGAAAUGCUUCGUAGUGCAGCCGAAUCGGCAAAUAGUUUUAUCGCCGGCGAGAAAGCUGAUUUGAUGAGUUUGCUCCAGGAAACCCCCAGUGGUGGUGACGAUACUGCUCCUCCAUCGUUACUCUGCGUAACAAACAAGAUCACCGGUAACUCGGACAGUGAUGAAGGUUCCAUUUCUAGUGGCUGUGAAACUUCCAGUACCGUGACUACCAACACCGACGAGUCCGCAGCGACCAUCCUCAUAAAACCUUGUUCCGUUCUCGAAAGGGUUCGAAGCUUCGAGCAACUCGCCGAGCAUCAAGUGAUCCAUGAACCGAUUGGCGAGAAAACUCCUCUAAGCAGACAUCGUCUCGAUAAUAACGUAUUUAAACGUAGCAUUACCUUCCCAGCUCCUGGUGUGAAAACGAGUUUUCUUCUCCCCGUCACCUCCAUGAUUGUCCAUGAAGAGGAACCUUUGGACUCGUACACCGAGACAGUCGGUAGGACAAAACCGUCCUCAACUUGCAACGGAAGUAUCCCACCACGCCGACUAAAAUCGACGGUUGCUGCCGUUAAUACAGAACUGAUAAAUCACCUACAGGCGAUCGAUUCCGAUUCGGACCUCAGUGAUGAAUCCGGUUACGUGGAAUUCCAAGACCAUCAACCACCGACCAAGUCAGUAAAAGCCUAGGUCUGAAUAUCCUGUACUGAGCCCAUAAGCAAAGAUCUAGUGAUUUAGCUUUAUUUCUGUGUUGUUUGAUGUAAAUGAGUAGAGGUAGAAAUCAUAACAAAAAUUAAACGUUUAUUCUGCAAAUUAUUUUUAGUAGUUCCGCCUUACACGGUAGGGUACAGGGUUCUACCACAGGUUAAUACGGAAAUCAUGUGUCUUUACUAAAACUGUUAUUUGUAUAAACUGUUUCCCUUCCAGAGCACAGAGACAGGAAAGAAAACCUUAUACCAAAUAAUUUAUUGUACUAACAAUAUUGGUUAGUGUUUACGGAAUACUUUCCUUAGAAAGAAGACCAGUAGUUAAUUGUUAAUGGGGCUUAUUAGUACAUGUUGUAGGAGCCAAGUGAUUAGCCUUCACAUCUCACAAACGGGGUCAAACAAAGAUAGGGAGAUUCAAGUUUCUUGAGUAAUCGUAGGACAUAGUUAAUAUAGUGGAAAAGAUACAUCCUUCACUGAAACAAAACAUUCGCAAUUUGUACAAGUUGUUUUAUGUACGUACAUAGAAGCUAAUCCAGGCGCUAGUACCAAAACGAUCGUCAUGCAGCAUGAUUGUUUAUGUUUUGGAAAUAUCUACCUUUUGGGACCGUCGGAGAAAACCGAAUUAUGAAUCUUUAUAACAUGUAUUGAACGGAAGGACUUAAAUUUGCAGAACUGUGAAAUUAUACUAAAUGAAAAGAUUACAAAUUACACAAAUAUGGAUGACUAUAUUUAUUAAUAGUUGAUAUUAUUAAAUGUCUAAAUCAAGGAAAACUGGAAAAUAAACUAUAGGAAAAAGCAA